GCUGGCUGCUACUGAACCGCUUGGCUCUUUUCUCUACUAGCGAGCAAACCUACAUCCUAGACCCAACUGUACAUCCAGCUCAUUUUUAAGGGGAUUUAUCACUGUAUGUGCCCGUGUAUCCAAAACACACCGGUCAUUGGGGAUUCCCAGCACCGGCUGGCCGGGUCUGAAGCCCGUUAUAACGCUUUUUUCGAGGUUUAAUCAGAGCUAGAAAAACAGCGGUGGUGGAGGAGGAGAUUCCAUAUUAGGAGCACAGAGGAGAAGAAGACACCCCCCCUUGUGUGAUUUGGAGCUUUCGGUUUUGGCUCAUGGUACAAGGCCCUGACUGAAAAAAACGGUGGUGCAUACAGACUUACUACUGUGGCUAGGUGAGUGUGUGCAGACCUCAUGGUGUAACAGGAGUAAAGAUGAGCAUUAGCAGUGAUGAGGUCAACUUCCUGGUCUACAGAUACCUACAGGAGUCAGGGUUUUCCCACUCAGCAUUUACCUUCGGUAUCGAGAGUCAUAUUAGUCAGUCCAACAUAAAUGGCGCUCUGGUUCCCCCUGCUGCCCUCAUCAGCAUCAUCCAGAAGGGCCUGCAGUACGUGGAGGCUGAAGUCAGCAUCAAUGAGGAUGGCACGUUAUUCGACGGCCGGCCCAUCGAGUCCCUGUCUCUGAUUGACGCGGUGAUGCCAGAUGUCGUUCAGACACGGCAGCAGGCUUACCGGGAUAAGAUGGCACAGCAGCAGGCCGCGGCGUCAGCACCAGCGUCGGCCACCGGGGGCAGCAUUGCCGGCAACGCCAAGAACGGAGAGAAUACUGCCAACGGGGAGGAGAACGGAGCCCAUGCCUUAGCAAACAACCACGCAGACCUGAUGGAGGUGGAUGGAGACGUGGAGAUCCCCCAGAACAAGGCCAUGGUCUUGAGGGGCCAUGAGUCAGAGGUCUUUAUCUGUGCCUGGAACCCUGUGAGCGAUUUACUGGCAUCAGGGUCUGGUGAUUCGACGGCUCGUAUCUGGAACCUAAGUGAGAACAGUACCAGCAGCUCCACACAGCUGGUCCUGAGGCACUGCAUACGAGAGGGAGGACAGGACGUCCCCAGCAACAAAGACGUCACCUCACUAGACUGGAAUAGCGAGGGCACGCUGUUAGCGACGGGCUCCUACGACGGCUUCGCCAGAAUAUGGACGAAAGAUGGUAACCUGGCCAGUACUCUCGGGCAACACAAAGGUCCCAUCUUUGCCCUCAAGUGGAAUAAAAAAGGCAAUUUUAUCCUGAGUGCGGGUGUAGACAAGACAACAAUCAUAUGGGAUGCCCAUACAGGAGAAGCCAAGCAACAGUUUCCCUUCCAUUCAGCUCCAGCACUAGACGUGGAUUGGCAGAGCAACAAUACAUUUGCCUCCUGUAGUACAGACAUGUGCAUCCACGUCUGUAAGCUUGGACAGGACCGACCCAUUAAAACAUUCCAGGGACACACAAAUGAAGUAAAUGCAAUCAAGUGGGAUCCCACAGGGAACCUGCUAGCCUCCUGCUCGGACGACAUGACGUUGAAGAUCUGGAGUAUGAAACAGGACACGUGUGUCCAUGACCUGCAGGCCCACAGCAAAGAAAUCUACACCAUCAAAUGGAGUCCCACCGGUCCUGGAACCAACAACCCCAGUGCUAACCUCAUGCUAGCCAGUGCAUCGUUUGACUCCACGGUCCGUCUCUGGGAUGUGGAUCGAGGCAUCUGCAUCCACACGCUGACCAAACACCAGGAGCCCGUCUACAGUGUGGCCUUCAGCCCCGACGGGCGACAUCUGGCCAGCGGCUCCUUCGACAAAUGUGUGCACAUCUGGAAUACACAGACGGGAGCUUUAGUCCACAGUUACAGAGGGACGGGGGGAAUCUUUGAGGUCUGCUGGAAUGCAGCGGGGGACAAAGUGGGAGCCAGCGCGUCAGACGGAUCCGUGUGUGUAUUAGACCUUCGGAAAUAGUGCUGCUGUUUGUUGGAAGCCAUGGACCGACCAUGAAUGUGUACAUAGCCAAAUGACUGUCCCUGUCUGCCCUGCGUACUGCUCUCGCUUACGACUACGGCCCCGCCCACCGACAGACAGGAAGCAGGAAACAGGAACAGGAAACAAGCACCGACACAGCAGGUCCAGACACGGGGAUGAACGGACGGACGAACAGACACACGGACGGACGGACGGAUAAACGGGCAGAUGGAAGCGCCCCCUUUCUGUCUGUGCAGACUCUCUGAGAGAUGCAGAAGGGACGCCGCGAAAAAAGAAAAAACUGAUAGACAAAAAAAAAAAAAAGUUACAGAUCCGUAUAUGUACCAAAAUUUGGAAGCUGUUUUUUGCUUUUUUGAUCUUUAAACCAUGCUCAUUGUCAUCAAAAUGAAAAACAAUGAAAAACGUGUUGAUCUUUGUUACUAGUCGGAUCUCGUUGUGCGGACAUAUCAACUUCUCCACCACAAAAUAGGAUGGCACUUAGUUUUUUUUAAAUUUCAGAUCUUUUGUUUCAAUGUUUUUAUAUUUUUUAUCUCUGGGGGAGGGGGAGGGGGAGGGGGGCUGGUCAGGUCCGAGGUUUACGAGUGGAGAAGUUCACACACACACACACACAAAUCCAACACCUAACAGUUCUGCUAAACGGCGUCCUCAUCACGAAGCCUCUUUUCCCCUCCGCUGUAUUUCAGUUGGGAUUUCCACCUGUUGAGUUAACUGCUGUUGUGGUUCAUACGAGGUCGUCUCCAGACAACACGACAAUAAUGAUGUACAUCUAGAUGCUUUAAAACCUUUGUGCACUAUCUGAUCUGGAGGCUUUCGCCCACAAUUCUGCUCUCUGGACUCUUUCACCCAGUGUUCAUUUGUCUGCUUAUGAAUAUUAAAUAGGCAAGAAUCUCGACUGUUCCCUCCACUUCUCAGCUCAGACUGCAUACUGUACAGUAGUAUACCAGCAAAAAAAAAAUACAGACAAUAAAAAAUACAAUCUGAGAAAUUUCUAAUUGGAUUGACCCUUAAAUGUGUAAAAAAAAAAAAAAUCCAAACACACAGCUCCUUUUCGGAUGCGGUGAAAGAGCUCAACGUCCCGUCACCAGUCCAACGUUGUAGAGGCAGGUUUUAAACCUCAGAGGGCCGAGCCAAAGAAACACACGGGUUAAAAUGUUGCUGCGUCUAAAAGGAAAGCGGAACGUCCUCUGUCCUAAUCUGUAAAGAAUUAACGUGCAAAACCAAAAACAGCAGCUAAAUGUUGUGGCUGUUGUAGUGUUUCUGUUCUGGCCUAAAUGGAAAAGAGCAGCUUUUAAAGACGGCGAAGCUGCGUUCAAGAUCAGCACCUCUUUCUCUUUUUGGACUCUCAUGCAGCUCCCUCAUAUUUCGCCAUCGCUGACAGAUGGAGCUGAGUGUAAUUUUCAUCUCUGAAUGACGUGAAUCUUCGUGGGAUUGUCAGAAGGAAGGAAGGAAGGGAACACGUUCUCUGUUUCAUUCUUCAGAGGAGCUGUUAAAAGCCUAAGAGGUUUCGUUUGGUGCAGGGCUCGGCCUUUAAAAUCGAUUUGUCCGACAGUAAUGUUUAGAUUCCCGGCUCACAAUUCAAAAACAUUGCAUCUAAAAAUGCCGUUCACAUUUACCAGCUCAUCUUUGAAAACCACGAUUCCUUGGCUCCGCCCUCUUAGAUUGAACUCAAACUAAUGUCGUGAAAAGAACGUCCCUGGGAAAUAUUUUUAUAACCAAAACUAGAUUUUUUUAACUAUUUUUUAAUAACACGGCCACAAAUUUGUCUGGCAGGGAGUGGAGGGCUUCAGUGCGACUCUGGAGGUUUUUUGUUUCAGUUUUUUGGUUGUUUUUUUCUUUUUUUUUUAACAGGAAGAGAAAGAGACAACACGUUCUCUGUGUUGCGCCCUCGUCUGAUCGGAUAUUAAAAGGUACAUGUGCGCCUGCGGGGCCCUCUAGAGGCGCUGGAGGUCGAAAGCAGCCACGCGGCGCCUUUCACGUGGCGAAAGGUCAAAUGUAAAGUCUUCUCCCCUCAACGUGACCGUCUUGGUGAAUUAAAUCCGUGAAACAUGAGCUGCAUUGUCGGUGUAUUUUAAUUCAUCUGCCCUCUCGCCUCCAUUCUCGGUUCUCCACCUCUAAAAAUCCCGCUCACGUUUAUUCCGAAGGUCCCUGACGAGACGUUUUAUACUCUUGUAAAGACAAAUUUAAAGUUACAUUUUUGUAAUUUCUUUGUAGAUCUGAAAAAAACAAAAAAAAAACAAAAAAUGUGAAUCGAUGAUUUAUUGGCAGUGUUAAUUUCUAUGCUUGGUAAAUUUUAAACAUUUUGUUUUGUUACUUUGAUGCAAAUAGUAAAGGUUGACCCUGUAAUGUAAAGCUCACCGAGCUGAGCUGUCAUUCUGAAGGCACCUUGUCUGGGGGGGGGAAGGGGGAGGGAGGGAGGGGCGUCCACCCCUGGAGCAAAUUACCACUAAAUUUGUCUUAUGUUUCAAUAAAGAAAUGUUUUAAUUUUUAUUUUUUUUUAUUUUGCUUGAAUCUCUCUGGAUUGAAAGGGAGCGAAAUCUCCCGACUCCUCAAACUCCUCUCAAGAUUGUAAUUUUCUUUUUCAAUUGAGCCAAGAACUUUUCAGCCCCCUCUUUUUUCACAGCUGAUGUUGGGAGUCAUACAGAUGUUUUUGUGAAGGAAGUUGCUCUGGAAGCAGGUUGAAUCUCAUUGGUUGAGUAUGGAUUUAUAUUUUUGCCGUAACUUAGCUGAGUGUGCAUUUUCAAAGAACAAGUAGUAAAAAACAAAAAGUAUUUUAAAGACAAAUCUCUGCUCAAUAACCGUUAUUAUAAGCACACAUUAGUUAAGUGAAACCCUUGAGCACUUACAGGUUUGUCUGCACAUUUGGCAGCGUGUUGGUGUGCUUCAAUUAGACCAGAUGGGGAUUUAUUUUUUAAUUUCUGCCUCGAUCUGACGCGAGAUCACUCAUAAAAACUUAAAACGUGUGUGAAAAGUGUCCAGUCUCUCAGCUGGGACGGCUGUAACUCCAUACUCCGGUUAAAUCUCAGAGGCCUGAACCAAAGACCUGAUUCUCUCUGGUGACAUGAGACUAAAGAGAAAAGCUUAAUUUAAGAAUCUCCUUCCAGAAUCGGAUUGGCCACAAACAAAUGACUCGAUUUGGUGUUUCAAGUCUGCGCACGCCGUGUUCUAAGCUUUAGUUUGGCUUCACUCUGAGGUUUAAUUAAACCGAAACCUGCCUCCACGAGCGCCCCUGCUUCUGAGAAACGUUUGUACAACUGCAGAUGAUAUUUGCCCUGUAAUAAAUUGGACGUUUCUACUACUGGACUAAGAGGUUUCAUGUGUUCCUAUUUAGAGUCCUGUGUUAAUACAAAUAUCUCACACGGGCCAAGUCCAUGAUGAUGAUGAUGAUGAUGUGUCCACGCCAUGGUCUUGGUCUGUGCCACAGUUUGUCUGGGUGAACGUGGCCGAAGUCGCCGAGUCAGCCUUUGUCUCGGCGAGGGGCUGACGUUCUGUUUUUUUUUUUUUUUUUUUGGUUGUUUUUUCUGUUUUGUUUAUUUUUUCUUUGCAGCUUGCAUCACGUCCAUCUGUCAUCAUUCAAGUCAGAUCAGUGAAACUCAAGUCCAGAAUAAAAUAUAUUUUGAUAAGA
Mugil cephalus (flathead mullet) is the source of this 5598-nucleotide messenger RNA. RefSeq names its product tbl1x receptor 1a (gene tbl1xr1a). The transcript has 16 exons. Gene Ontology annotation, molecular function: transcription corepressor activity; protein binding. Gene Ontology annotation, biological process: regulation of transcription by RNA polymerase II. The record is from RefSeq and is a predicted model, not a curated record. The coding region runs from base 408 to 1955 and encodes 515 amino acids. NCBI's taxonomy places the organism in Eukaryota, Metazoa, Chordata, Actinopteri, Mugiliformes, Mugilidae. Gene Ontology annotation, cellular component: histone deacetylase complex.